AUGUUAUAUUCAUGGCCUAGUCAUGUUGAAACAUCUUUAGAAAUUAAAAAAUUCAUCCAAGAUAAUAUUUAUUGUUCGCCUGCUGAAAUUUGUCACCAGAUUUGUGAAAAUCAAAUUAAUGGAUAUGAAUAUAUAAAAUCUCGAAAGCAAUAUUGCCGACAUUCAGAUUCUUUAUUGUCAUCAAAGCUUUUAUUAGAAGAAUUUAAUUUGGAAAUUAUAGUAGAUCAUCUCAAUUUACCUAUUCCUGCUCUUGGAUUUUUGACGACAUUGUUUUAUCGAUUAAUUCAUA
This is a messenger RNA of Racocetra persica, 289 nucleotides long. The record is from the annotation of a GenBank genome assembly. Lineage: Eukaryota; Fungi; Glomeromycota; Glomeromycetes; Diversisporales; Gigasporaceae.